This is a messenger RNA of Cynara cardunculus var. scolymus (artichoke), 1168 nucleotides long. RefSeq lists its product as uncharacterized. Lineage: Eukaryota; Viridiplantae; Streptophyta; Magnoliopsida; Asterales; Asteraceae. The record is from RefSeq and is a predicted model, not a curated record. The transcript has 4 exons. The coding region runs from base 267 to 851 and encodes 194 amino acids.
GGAUCCAAUUUGAAUUUUUGAUGAUUGAAAUCGUGAUUUGAUUUAGGGUUUUCAACGCUUUCGCUCAUCAAAGGAAAUAUUGCGAGCUUUUGGGUUUAUGAGUAGAGAUUUGAAACUCUAGCUUCAGUUUAAUGGCCAUGAGCCUGGAUCUUUGAAACUGGAAAUCUAAUCAUGUUGUUAAUUAGGAUCACAUCUUGAUUUUUAAUUUAAGGUGUUUGAGUUUGAUAAACAUACAAGUUUGAGUUUUGAUAUAUAUCUAUAUCUAUAUGAUGGAUCCCCCUUCUCCUAUAGAGCAACAAGUUUAUGUUGAUAUUGAGAGUGUAGUUAAUGAGGGAUUAAGCCAGCUUGAUCCUCCUCGUUCAGGUGAAAAAACAAAGUUGUGUGACCAAUUUAGUAUGAGUGUGGAUGAUGGCCCAUUAUUACUUGUAAAGGAGGGAAAUAGUAGUGUGAUGGUGUUGAUGGAUGGAGGGAAAGAGAAACGUAAAAAGGGUUCAAUUAGUGCGAAAAAACCACCCAAACCUCCACGACCACAUCCACAUAGAGGGUUUUCUCUGGACGCUGCGGACGAGAAGCUGAUUAAGGAACUUGCAGAACUUGCCAUGAUUAAACGGGCAAGAAUUGAGCGAAUGAAGGCGCUCAUGCAAAAGAAAGCUUCAAAGGCCGCUUCAUCAUCAUCGAAUGCCACUUUAUUUGCCAUGCUUUUUACCACCAUCUUCUUCAUCAUCAUCCUUUUGCAAGGAAUGUCAUGCCGAAAUUCACAUGGAACAUUCGAGGGUUCUCCUCAAACAAACGAGAAUAGUUUACUAUACAUACAAGCACAGUUGAAUCAUUCUACUCAUACUUUCGUUUAACUUGAUUCAAUAUAUUUGAAACACUUGAAAUUUGGGUUCAAAAAGGAAUUUGGUUACUAGAAGGAGCCUGCGACAACUACGCUUGGCACUUGUAUAGUAAAUGAUACUUGUUGUGGGAACUUAAUUAAUAUAUAGCGAUAUCAUUGAGGUUGCAACCUCUGCAGUCUAAUUAAUAUAAGCUUAUAUGUAUAUGAUAAAUUGUUGUAUGCAUAGUUUUGUAGCAAAUAGUAAUAGUAGUGUUGCUUUGAGAGCUUGUAAUACGUUUUGUGAAACUCGACAACAAACACAAAUUGGUUUUAUGUAAUCAAUAAUAAUCC